Molecule: messenger RNA, 3612 nt
Organism: Cotesia congregata
Lineage: Eukaryota; Metazoa; Arthropoda; Insecta; Hymenoptera; Braconidae
Source: the annotation of a GenBank genome assembly
AUGUACAUCAAGCAAGUUAUUAUCCAAGGUUUUAAAUCCUAUCGUGAGCAAACGGUCGUUGAACCAUUCGAUCCUCGUCACAAUGUAGUUGUCGGCAGAAAUGGAUCAGGAAAAAGUAAUUUUUUCUACGCGAUCCAGUUCGUGCUCAGCGAUGAGUUUUCUCACUUACGUCCAGACCAACGUCAAGGUUUACUCCACGAAGGAACGGGUCCCAGAGUAAUCUCCGCUCACGUGGAGAUAAUCUUCGACAAUACAGACGGAAGAUUGCCAAUAGACAAAGAAGAAGUGUACCUUCGCCGCGUAAUUGGUGCUAAAAAGGACCAAUAUUUUUUAAACAAAAAAAAUGUUACCCGGAGCGACGUAAUGAACCUUCUAGAGUCUGCAGGAUUUUCUCGAUCAAACCCCUACUAUAUAGUAAAGCAGGGAAAGAUCAACCAGAUGGCCACAGCACCUGAUUCCCAGCGCUUGAAGCUUCUGAGAGAAGUCGCAGGUACUCGGGUGUACGACGACAGACGUGAGGAGUCCAAAGCAAUUUUGAAGGAGACCGAAGGCAAGCUGGAGAAGAUCGAAGACUUCUUAAGAACCAUCGAGGAGAGACUGCAGACGCUGAAGGAAGAAAAGGAGGAACUUAAGGAGUACCAGAGGUGGGACAAGCAGCGCAGGUGUCUCGAGUAUACAAUCCACGAGCGAGAGCUCAAAGAGAACAAGCGCAAGCUGGAAGACUUGGAAGCUUCCAGAGCUAACAGUGGCGCUGAGCAAGCUAGGCUUGUUUCUGAGCUGAAGAACUCUCAGGAAAAAGUCCGGACUUCUACCAAGCAGCUUAAGGAGGCCAAGAAGGAGCUCCAGUCUGCUAAAGAAGAAAGAGACACGCUCAGUGCUGAGCAGCAGCAGCUCCUCAAGGAAAAAACUAAGUUAACUUUGACGAUUAAUGAUCUUUUGGAGGAAGUUAAGGGGGAUAAUGACAGCAAAAAACGCGCUCAGCAGGAAUUAGAGAAGCUUAAGGCUACAAUUGCGUUAAGAGAGCAAGAUCUUGAGAAGAUUAAACCAGAGUAUGAAGAAAUGAAGAGGCGUGAGGAAGAGUAUACUAGGAUGCUGGCGUUGAAAGAGCAGAAGAGGAAAGAGCUGUAUGCUAAGCAAGGAAGAGGGAGUCAGUUUACCAGCAAGGAUGACAGAGACAAGUGGAUACAGAAUGAAUUAAAGCAGCUUACUAAGCAGAUUAAGGACAAAGAGGAGCAUCAGAGAAAAAUUAGUGACGAUUUGAAAAAAGACGCUGAGAAGCAGAAGGACUUGGAGAAGAAGAUUGAGGAGUAUACUAAAGAAAUGGAGAAGCAGAGGGUUUCUAUUGAUGAUCAUAACAAACAGUUCUAUGAAUUGACUAAAUUAAAGGAUCAGUGCCAGGCUAUGCGCAAGGAAAUGUAUCGCAAAGAGAGUGUUCUUCAGUUGAACUUAUCUGGGCUGAAGGAAGACUUGGCUAAGGCUGAUCAGAGCUUGAGGUCCAUGGCUGGGAAGCCGAUAUUGAACGGGAGAGACAGUGUUCGUAAAGUCUUGGAGACUUUCAGGGAAAGACCUGACAUGUCUGAUGAAGUUAGCAGCUAUUACGGUCCCGUUAUUGAGAACUUUGAUUGUGAUAAGGAAGUCUACAUGGCUGUAGAGGUGACUGCUGGUAAUCGGCUGUUUCAUCACAUUGUCAAGUCUGAUAAAUUCGGGACGAAGAUUCUCAAAGAAAUGAACAACCAGCGUCUGCCUGGGGAAGUUACAUUCAUGCCGUUGAACCGUUUGCAUGUCAGGACUCAGAAUUAUCCCCAGACUAGUGAUGCAAUUGCUAUGAUAUCUAAGUUGAGGUAUGAUCCUAAGUAUGACUUGGCGAUGAGGUAUAUUUUCGGGAAGACUUUAAUCUGCCGGAAUUUGGAAGUCGCUACCAAUUUAGCGAGAGAGUCGGGGCUGGAUUGUGUUACGUUGGAGGGAGAUCAGGUUUCUUCCAAGGGGUCGUUGACUGGAGGGUACUUUAAUACGCUGAGGUCUAGGUUGGAGAUCCAGAAGAAUAGGUCGGAGCUGAUGGCGCAGAUUAAUACUAUGGAGUCAGACUUGGCGACGUUGAGGGAAGAUAUUAGGAAAGCAGAUACUAAUAUCAGCACUUAUGUGACUGAAAUGCAGAGGACAGAGACGAAAAAUAGCAAAGCUAAGGAUAUUUAUGAUAAAAUGAAGGCAGAGAUUCGGCUGAUGAAGGAAGAGUUGAGUGCUAUUGAGAGGUACAGGACUCCUAAAGAGAGGAGCUUGAAUCAGUGUACUUCUAAUUUGGAAGCGAUGAGAGCUACUAAGGAGGGACUUGAAAGUGAGCUUCAUCAAGAUUUAAUGGCUCAAUUGUCCGUCGCGGAUCAGCAUCAGGUUGAUACUCUGAAUGAUGAAAUUAGAACGCUGACGAAGGAGAAUAAGGAGACUUUUGCUAAGAGGAUGAGGUUGGAAGCGGAGAAGAAUAAGUUGGAGAAUUUGCUGACGAAUAAUUUGCACAGGCGUAAGGAUGAAUUGGUUCAGGCGCUGCAGGAAAUUUCUGUUGAAGAUAGGCAGAGACAGCUGGAGUCUUCUAAGGCUCAGUUGGCUGAGAUUGAGAAACGUCUUGUUAAAGUUAACAGUGAUUUUAAGACCCAGAAUGACAAAGUGGGCGCUGCUUCGAAGAGACAGAAAGCGGAGGCGAGUAAAGUAGAGGAGUGGAAGGCAAAAGAGAAGGAGAUCCAGGAGAAAAUAGAGUCUGAUUCUAAAGACUUGGAGAAAUUGACGAUUAAGAAGAAUAUGUUUGAGCAGAAGAUUACUGACUGUACGCAAAAAAUUACUGAGUUAGGCGCGCUGCCUAGUCAUGAUGCUUAUGAAAAAUUGCAAAAUAUGUCUACAAAGCAGUUGUUUAAAGAGAUGGAGAAGGCUAAUAAUCAGCUGAAGAAGUACAGCCAUGUUAAUAAGAAGGCUUUGGAUCAAUUUAUGUCUUUUAGUGAUCAGAAAGAGAAACUGGUAAAGAGGAAAGAGGAAUUAGAUCGGGGAGAUGAGAAGAUCAAGGAGCUGAUGAAUGUCCUCGAGCAGCGCAAGUGUGAAGCUAUUCAGUUCACUUUCAAGCAAGUGAGCAAGUACUUCAGUGAAGUUUUCAAAAAAUUAGUGCCUUCUGGUCAUGCUCAGCUGGUCAUGAGGACUGCUGAUGGGGAGGAAGGAGGUGAAGAUGUUGCCUCGGCUGCUGCGGAUUCUGAUAGGUUUAUUGGAGUGGGGAUCAGGGUGUCUUUUACGGGGCUCAAGGCGGAGAUGAGGGAGAUGAAUCAGCUUUCUGGGGGGCAGAAGUCUCUGGUUGCCUUGGCGCUGAUUUUUGCCAUUCAGAAGUGCGAUCCGGCGCCGUUUUAUCUGUUUGAUGAAAUUGAUCAGGCUCUUGAUGCGCAGCAUAGAAAGGCUGUCGCUGAUAUGAUUCAUGAAUUGAGCUCUGAUGCACAGUUUAUUACUACUACUUUCAGACCUGAAUUACUUCAACAUGCUAAUAAAUUCUAUGGUGUUAAAUUCCGCAACAAAGUUUCGCAUGUUGAAUGUGUCACCCGCGAAGAAGCUGCUGACUUUGUGGAAGACGACACAACCCACGGAUAA